AUGCCCGAGAUAUCAAACUUGACACCUAUACAGGUCAUAGGCGUUGGCCUUGCUGUUGGCGUUUUGUACAUUGUUGGGCAAAGUAUCUACCGCCUCUUCUUUCAUCCUCUUUCCAAGUUCCCAGGGCCGAAAAUAGCCGCCGUCUCAGAGGCUUGGUGGGCAUGGGCGUUGCUGAGCGGUCGUCAACCAUUCCACAUUCUGGAUGCUCAUCGUAAACACGGCGAUAUUGUCCGCAUUGCGCCGAAUGAACUGUCCUUCGCCAGUCCGCAAUCCUACCAAGAUAUCUACGGGCACGUCUCGAAAGGACGAGGUCGUUUCUUGAAGACCGAAUUCUACGACAAUGGCCCACCACGUAUCGUCUCAGCAAGAGAUCCUGAAGUUCACGCCCGGCAGCGAAAAGCCCUCUCGCAUGCAUUCAGCGCCAAGGCUCUCCGUGGCCAAGAGACUAUAGUCCACCAAUACGUCGAUCUUUUUGUUGAGCAACUCUCGAGGCUUGGCAAUGCGGGCAAAAAAGCGAUUGAUGCCUCCGAGGCGUAUAACUGGGUAACCUUUGACAUCAUUGGCGACCUUGCGUUUGGAGAGUCAUUCAAUGCGGUGUCAGAUGGCAAAACAAAUUCCUGGAUCGCCAUCAUAUUCGACGGAGUCGCAGCCAUGAUGAUUUCUGCAGCCAGGAAACGUCUGGCCGUGGUCAAGUACCUUGAGCCGUGGCUAGUCGCGCCCAAAUCCGCCGAUAAAUUGGCCACGCACGUGAGAUUGUCAAAGGACAAGGCACGAAAGCGCAUACAAAUGGGUGGCGAUUCACGACGGGAUGUUGAGGACUUUUUCGGCCACAUGAUUCGCAAGGGUACUAUUACGGAACAGGAGAUGACUGAUCAGGCAAGGACACUCAUUAUCGCUGGAUCAGAAACCACCGCUACGACCUUGAGUGGUUUGACCUGGUAUCUGCUCCGCAACCCCGAGUGCUUGGCCAAGCUUCAACACGAGGUACGUAGCACAUUUUCAUCCUUUGAUGAGAUCACGGGCGAUAGCACAGCCAGUCUCAAGUAUCUUCACGGCGUGAUCGAAGAGGGAUUGCGUAUGUUCCCGGCUGUGUCAACCGCCCUGCCACGAUAUUCGCCGGGUGCCGUCAUUGAUGGACAUUACGUGCCCGCUGGAGUCAUCGUGUCCAACAGCGGCUAUUCAAUGACGAGAGACUCGAGAUAUUGGCACGAUCCGACCGCAUUCCGACCCGAGAGAUGGAUCGAUGAGAACUUCCAAGAUGAGCUGAGGGCAAGUCAGCCAUUCUCGACGGGCCCCCGCGCUUGUCUAGGAAUUAACCUCGCGUAUCUGGAACUGAGGAUUAUAUUGGCAAAGGUUGCCUUUACGUAUGAUUUGGAGCUCGAGUCGAAGCACCUGGAGAACUGGAACGAGUCGUGCCAGUCGGCCUUUUUGUGGAAACGGCCCGAACUUUUCGUGAAGUUCGUUCCCUUCAAACCAAUAAAAAACCAUGACAAUAUUGAGAUUGUCGCUUAA
Pestalotiopsis fici W106-1 is the source of this 1512-nucleotide messenger RNA. RefSeq lists its product as uncharacterized. Gene Ontology annotation, molecular function: oxidoreductase activity, acting on paired donors, with incorporation or reduction of molecular oxygen; iron ion binding; heme binding. Bases 1 to 1512 code for a protein of 503 amino acids. Lineage: Eukaryota; Fungi; Ascomycota; Sordariomycetes; Amphisphaeriales; Sporocadaceae. The record is from RefSeq and is a predicted model, not a curated record. The transcript has 5 exons.